This is a messenger RNA of Physella acuta, 3979 nucleotides long. RefSeq lists its product as uncharacterized. Lineage: Eukaryota; Metazoa; Mollusca; Gastropoda; Physidae. The record is from RefSeq and is a predicted model, not a curated record.
CAAAGAGAAAGAGCGAUUACCCGAUGUUUCAUGGUGUGCUAUAUUUAGACUUCCUGAAUUGCUUCCCUUUGUCUGACGUCAGAUCAAUAACCAGGUUACCCCCCUUAGAUCUGGUUUUCCUCUCAGCGAGGCGAGAGUAGCGUUCAUGCGUGACCUACCAAGAAGGAAAUAAUUUUUUUUUUAAACGCGAGGUGUGUUACAUUUCUUUGUGGCGUAAGUUGAAGUGCAGUGGUUAGCUCCCCUCCUCUGACGAGUGGAUUGCCUCCCCUCGCGUCACGGGUGAGAUAACUGCCGUGUUAUCGUCUGCUAGACGAACAGUUCACGGAAGUAGGUCACGAUGAAAACAGUCGCGUGUGUCGUGUUUGUUGUCAUCGCGGGGUGUUGUGUGUUGUGUUCAGGACAAUCCAACGUCACGAGCUGCGUGUUCACCCCUGUCAACAAAACGAGAUUUAUCGAGGGAAUUUACGAGUACUUCAACCAAGACAGCGAUACGAGAAUUCUGGAAUAUCACAUUCAGUUUGUCAACAUCUCGGAUAAAAAAUUCGACUUUGACGCUCGAGCAAGUGAGGACGCAUUCCAGCCAUCAAGAUGGUUUCGAACUCAGGGCGAAUCCAGCUCCCAGCUACUACUGGUCAACAAUUACUACUACGGCAUGCUCAAGCCUUUCAUCACACCUGGCAUCGUCAAGGUCACUCUCUCACUCAGGGUCAGUCCACCCACGUGCCUGGACGGGGUCAAGGGUGAACAGAUAGAGGUCAUGAUACGAGACUACCUCCUGUUGGAUUUCAACAUAGACGGGUCUAAGAUGAAACAUCCCUUCAAGUACUCCGAUGACGUGGAGAUCUGUACAGCACACAUCAGCGACAACAACGGCUGGGGGAGAUUACUCUACCGGUGCUGUGGGCUGGACAACUCUAAAGAACUGUACUGUGAUGACGUGUUCGAGGACGAUUGGGUCUGGGCACUGCGAGCCUUCAUCAUCUCAAUCACCUGCAUCUUGUUCCUGUAUUUUCCUAUGUUCAUACCUGAAGGUUACAGGUUCAACAAUUAUGUGUUUUAUCCUAAAGGAGAGCUCAAGUUUCAUUUCAUCCUGACCACCAAUCCUGAAACAUACAGAGACGAGGGCAGGGCCAAGGUCUUGAAGAUGUCCAGCUGGAAGAAGAUGUCCCGCUUGAGCCAUCACGUGGAGGGUCUGGAGCCGGAGAAGCCGUACGUUGCUGACGUCAGGAAGGUGACGUACAAUGUGUGCAUGGACAAGCUGCUGGUGGAGGGGGCGUCCACGACAAACGCCAGGAGGUCCUUCUUCAACGCCUUCGUCAGGUGUAAGAUCCGCCAGAGCGAGGCUCUAGAAGAGUGCUGCGACGCGCCGUUCUGUGGCACCGUCUGGUGCCGACGAUGUCCGGCCUGGAAAGUCUGGCUCCGAGCCACGCGCACCGUCCUGGUCAUGUUCAUCCUGGCGCUCCCCUCCCUCCCCUUCAUGUACGCCAUGACGGCCGAGAACAUGGACUACCAGCAGAUGUCCGAAGCCUUCCAGACCCGGGGUCUGACCCACCUGUUCAACUUCUACCUGGGCAAGACUCUAGGCCGUGUCACGGUGGGCGUGUUGGCGUCCAUGUACAUCCUCCACACCAUCAUAAUCAUCGUCGACGGCGCCACGGAAGAGGCCAUCAGCAAGCUGUACAACGAAGUUCUGGAUGUUUCCAUGAAGAAGAAAACCCUACACGGUCACAUCAAGUGGACUAGAAAAACGAUCCGAAGAUUUUGUUUCCCCGUGAGAAAAUUCGGAGUUUUGACCGUUCCUCUGUUUUUCCUGCUCUCGUUGGUUCUCGUUCCUGCGUAUUUCACCCUUUCCAUGAUCAUCCAAGCCCCGACGCUGCGUAUUUUCAUCCAAGCCGUUAAAAUGAGUUUUCAACGCAGCCGGAAAUUAUGCCAUUCCUCCACCCACGGUUUCAAGUUUUUCAGCUUCUGUCGCAUCUUCGGUUUCUUCGUGUCUCUCAUCUUCGUCUUCAUCGUACUCACCAUCGGCACCAACUUCCUAGUUCACGUGUUGGCGAUGGUCAUCGUGACUGUGGUGGUGGAGGCCGACUUCAUCUACCGCGUUCUCCCCGUGGUGCUGCUGUUUGUGGUCUACAUCCGGGACUCGUACAGUCAGGUGGGGGAGAAGUACGACCUGUUCUUCACCUCCCUCCUCAACACCAUCAAGCAGAAGGAGGCGGAGGCUAUCAGACGGGAGUGUCUCAAGUCACUUGACCAGCAGCAGAACAAAAUCUUCCAGAUCGUUCCGGAACCCUUGGUGCUGGAUGACAAUGACGACAUAGAGCCGGCCGUGAACCAACAGAUAGAUAAACCAGCCAAGAAACGUCACUCUCUCUACGUCACGAUGUGGCGAGAGCCUCCUAGCCCGGCCGAGACCAAGAUCCACGCCCUGAUGACGGUCAAGAACGAGGCGGUCAGCCUGUACGGCCGCCAGCUGGUGCUGUUUCUCAACAGGGAGGACAUCCUCUACAUGUCCAAGAAAUUCUUCUUCCACUGUUGCACCAUGGACUGCGCAGGCGCGCCGGGGAACCUGGUCGAGAACUACAUCAAGGCAACACUGGACUUCGCCAAGGUGGGGCUGUUCCUGCUGUUUGUGUUCAUGGUGGUGAUGGCGUACGGGAGCGUGUACUACAUCUCACCUGCCAAUCACCUGUUUGUCACCUUGGUAUCUGGUCUGGUGCCGCUCAUCGUCAGGAAUAUUUUCUGUCUGAAGAAACCCGUGGAGACGGUCAAUACGUCAAACUACAGGUUCGAAGCUCAGCUAAAAGAUAAAAUCGAAUCUUUCGGUCAAUCACUGGACGCUGUAGAUAUCGAUCUCAGAGAUCGACCGGUGCCUCUAGUCAAAAGUGCAGCAGACAUGAGCACGUCUGACGAGGUCAACCUUGACCUAAUUCUAGACCUGACCCCGUCUGAGGACGUGGAAGAGGAUGAGGCUGAGCUGGCCAGGAGGAACAGGUACUUCUCGAGGGCUCGCUCGGACAGUGAGGAGUCGAGGGGGUUCAAUGAGGAGAGGGGGAAGGGGAGGUUGGGGAAGCUGGUCAAGGGGAAGAGCUCAAGUGAAACUAUAGUCUGAACACAGAACACACAGGACAGCUAUAAACUUGACAGCACCAAAUGACAGAUCUCAGGACAGCUCAUAGGACAGCUCAUAGGACAGCUCAAGACAGCUCAUAGGACAGCUAUAAACUUGACAGCACCACAGGACAGCUCAUAGGACAGCUCAAGACAGCUAACAAGACAGCUCAUAGGACAGCACCACAUGACAGCUCAUAGGACAGCUAUAAACUUGACAGCACCACAGGACAGCUCAUAGGACAGCUCAAGACAGCUAACAAGACAGCUCAUAGGACAGCACCACAUGACAGCUCAUAGGACAGCUAUAAACUUGACAGCACCACAGGACAGCUCAUAGGACAGCUCAAGACAGCUAACAAGACAGCUCAUAGGACAGCACCACAUGACAGCUCAUAGGACAGCUCAUAGGACAGCUCAAGACAGGUGCCUGUCCAGACAUUAUUGUACAAGAAAAUGCCAACACCAGCAGCAAGUAAAACUUGGAUGGCCCGGAACUAGGCGGAGGCAGCAAUCUCUAGAUGAGAACAGGAAUAUAAGCUUUUCAGACAUAUAAGGCAAUUUUACCGUGCUUGACCCUAGUCUAACAAACAAAGUCGUAUUCUGAGUGUUUCGACCCCAGUCCAUCGUCACACACACAGAACAUUGGAUUUAUACCUUGUUUAAAAAAAUUGUAUGUCUUAUAAUGUGAACUAAAGAUGAACUAUUUUUCUUCGCUAAAUCCUUACCCUUUAACGUUCAUGUUUGAUUCUCAACAUCAUCUUGUGUCGUGAUUUAUGAAUAAUUUUUGCAUAUCAGCAAGAGUUUCUUCCAGUCUACCGCCCCCACCCCCCUCGCCCCCGAACGAGAUGGAAUUUUUUAUAGAAAACAU